Eimeria acervulina is the source of this 4893-nucleotide messenger RNA. RefSeq lists its product as hypothetical. Bases 1 to 4893 code for a protein of 1630 amino acids. Lineage: Eukaryota; Apicomplexa; Conoidasida; Eucoccidiorida; Eimeriidae. The record is from RefSeq and is a predicted model, not a curated record. The transcript has 5 exons. Gene Ontology annotation, cellular component: nucleus.
AUGGGGCCCCUCGAUGAUACAGCAGAGAAUCUGCAAGGUAUACCUGCAGAAGAAAGACGAAGUCUUCAUUUAUUUCUGACUGUAGAGGCUCUUAAUAAGCUUUUGAACUUUGUAGGAGAGCCUGUAGCUGCUUCUUCCAAUCGGGGCCCCCAGGCAGGGGCCCCUAGGGGCCCCCUAAUAAAACCACGAACUCUUCCUGCAGCAGCAGUUAAAGAUGCCGUGUCUCUUGCUUCCUCUGCUUCUCAGCAGCUUCAGACGUUUCGUGCGGAGCUGCGAGAACUGCAGAAGCAGCAACUGCAGCAGCAGCAGCAGCAGCAGCAGCAGCCGGGAGGGACGCAUGUUUUUGCUGCAGGAUCCUUUGCAAGUUUGUUUGGGUUUGGGGAGCCGCUUCUCGAGUGUCUGCAUGCGCAGCUGAAGGUACUGGAAGAAGUUUGCUGCAGUGAUUCGGCUGCAGCAGCAGACAGCAGCAGCAGCAGCUGCGGCGCUUCUGCUGCAGCAGCAGACAGCAGGCGCUCCUCCUCUUUCUUUUUUGCAGGGCAUCUGCUGUCUCUGCUUGAGCAACUCUUAUGCUGUCUUACCGCUCUCCUUUUAAUUCUUAAGCACGAACUGAUACCCAACACCCAGCAGCAGCAGCAGGAACAGCAGCAGCAGCAGCAGCAGCAGCAGCAGCAGGAAUGGCGGCAGCAGGUGUUGUCUCGCGGAGACAGCAGCAGCAGCAGCAGCAGCAGCAGCAGCUUAGUAGCAUUCAGGGAGCUUGUGCUCUGGGCGCUGCGGUGUCUGUAUCUCAUAGCUGGUUGUUUUGAUUGGAAGGCAGACGCCCCUUGGCCAACAGCAGCAGCAGCAGCAGCAGCAGCAGCAGCAGCAACAGCAGCAGAUGCUGCUCCUGGAACUGCAGCACGAGAUGCUGCUCUUAAGGUGUAUCCGCGGAUUGCAGCAUCGUUGUUCAGUCUCCUUACAGGACCUUCCCCACCCCCCAGCAGCAGCAGCAGCAGCAGCAGCAGCAGCAGCAGCAGCAGCAAGCCCAGGAUGCCAGCAGCACGACCUCUGCCUCCAAACACAGGGGGCCCCCUCAACCCCUACUUCCUUCCAAUGCUGCAGCAUCAGCAGCAGCACCAGCAGCAGCAGCAACAGCAACAGCAGCAACAGCAACAGCAGCACCAGCAACAGCAGCACCAGCAGCAGGACAAACCCCAAGGAGACCCCCAAAGGGGGCCCCUAGGGGCCCUCUCUGGGGGCCCCCCAGGGGGGCCCCUCAGUGGGCCUAUAAGGGGGCCCCCAGGGGGGCCCCUAAGGGGGCCUAUAAGGGGGCCCCCAGGGGGGCCCCUAAGGGGGGCCCUAAGGGGGCCCCUGGGGGCCCCCCGAGUAUUAUAUGAUACGUUGAUUGGCGGAGUAGAAUUAUUUGUCGAGUGUUUGGAUGAUGAAGAUCCAAAGGUGCGCAUUGUUGCAGAAAGGUGGUUUGAUGCAGGCUUACCUGCAGCAGCAGCAGCAGCAGCAGCAGCAGCAGGGACAGCAGAAGCAGCAGCAGCAGGGACAGGUGAUGGGUUUGCUGCUGCUUUGAAGGAAGUGGGGGGUCUCUUUCAUUUAGUUCUACAGAAACCAACAGCAACUGCCGAUGCAUCUUUAUGCUGCUGGGGGCAGACACUAGACGAAGCAGCAGCAGCAGCAACAACAACAAAUGCAGCCGCAGCAGCAGCAACAACAAAUGCAGCAGCAGCAGCAGCAGCAGCUGAGUAUGAGCUUGUCCCUGGGUGCCUUUCGGAGGCCUUCGCUAUGCGCCCAGCUGCUGUGCUGCAGUUUCUAGGAGAGGGGAAGCUGAAUUCUGCAUUUGCUGCUGCUGCUGCUGCUGCUGCUGCAUGCAGCUGCGUCUUGGCUAGCACAAACCCUGAAGAAGCGCAGCAAAGGAAGGCAUCGCUUUUGUCUUCAUUAAGAGCAGUGCGGGGCUACUUAAAACUCUGCCGUCUCCUGCAGCAGCAGCAGCAGCAGCAGCAGCAGGGCCCAGCAGCAGCCGACGCGUAUGAAGACCCAUUUCACUGCAGCAGCAGCAGCAGCAGCAGCAGCAGCAGCAGCAGCGAUCUGGCUGAUGCUGAAAGUCUCGUUCUUGUUAGUGCGGGGCUGGAUUUAAAAGCUGCUGCUUCUUCUCUCUGCCGUCUCUGCCGUCUGCGCGCAACAAGCAGCAGCAGCAGCAGCAGCAGCAGCAGCAGCAGAAUGGGCCGUGCUGCAGCACUGUUUCUAACUCCAGAUAAGGGUGCAACAGAGGCAGCGCUGCAGUCAGAGGUAAUAAUAUUGCAGUUGCACCCCCCCGCGAACAGAGCAGCAACAGCAGCAGCAGCAGCAGCAACAACUGCAGCAGCAGCCACAACAGCAGCAGCAGCAACAGCAGCAGGUGCAGGCGCAGGAGGUGCAGCAGCAGCUCUCGCGGACAUUGUGCAGUUUCCCUAUGAUUUUGCUGCUGCUGAGGGCUGUGCUGCAGCAGCAGACACAAUUAUUUCUACUGUAUUUGCUGUAGGGGCCUCGCUGCCGCCUCUGCUGUUGGGAGAGUUGCUGCUGCUGCUGCUGCAGCAAGCAGCAAGAUGGAGUGUCUCUGCACCUCCCCUGCACGGGGGCCCCGUGCCUCUGCUGCUGCUGCUGCUGCGGCAGUCUGAGGCCCUGCUGGUAGUAGCGGCACUCUUAUCUUCUUUUUUAAAUGGAUUAAGAAAAGAAGAGCAGCAACUCAGCAGCAGCAGCAGCAGCAGCACAGCAGCAGCAAGCCGAAUGAAGAAUAAUAAACUAAGGAGCCUCCAACUCCUCUCUUACCUAGACCAAGCGCUUGAGCUCCUGCUCCAGCUGCAGCAGCAGCAACAGCAGCCGCAACAGCAGCAGCAGCAGCAACAGCAGCAGCAGCAGCAGCAGCAGCAGCAAGACGGCGACGAGGGUUGUGCGUCUGUUUGUAGUUGUUUAUAUUGCUGCAUGGAUGAGGGAGAUGUGCUGAGUGGGGCCCAAGAAUCAUUUGCUGCUGCAGAUGUUGCAGCAGCAGCAGCAGAUGUUUUGUCUUUAAUUUGCUGCUGCAUGCGACUAACUGUUGAGGCCGUAGGGCACCUGGGGGGCCCCUCUGCGGUGUAUGCGCAGCUCUCCCCGCUGCUGCUGGGGCUGCUAGAAGCAGCAGGAAAUACAAAUGAAGCUGUUGCGCAUGCAGCUGUCUCUGCACUCCAAGCACUGCACGACGUACUUGGUCGCUGCUGCAGCCACAGCGAACCAGCAGCAGCAGCAGCAGCAGAUGCAGCAGCAGCAGCAGGAAACAGUUCAGCAACAGAUACGCAACUAUUGAAGAGACACUCGGCAACGGUGCAGCCAGCAGAAGGGAAAGGGGAGGAGAAACAGCAGCAGCAGCAGCAGCAGCAGCAGCAGCAACAGCAGCAGCAGCAGCGGCAGCAGCAGACAGAGGCAGACGCAGAGGGAGAAGACUCAGGAGAAAGACAACUGCAGCAGCAGAAAUGCAAUGGGCUCUCCUCAUGCAGCGAGUGCUCCUACAUACGGCAUGCAGAAGCAGCAGCAGCAGCAGCAGCAGAAGGCGCAGGUGUAGCAGCAGCAGCAGCAGCUGCAGCAGCAACAGGUGGGAGGUGCACUGACGGGCCGCGGUGUUUGUUGAGGACUGAAGGGGCUUUGCUGCUGGAUGAAUUGGCUUGCCGCAUGCAGCAGCAGCUGCAGCAGCAGCAGCAACAGCUGCUGCAGCAGCAGCAACAGCAGCAGCAGCAACUAGAAGAACCGCGAAUUGUAUCUUUGCUUUCUGCUGUUAUCGCCUUGGCUCCGCCUUCUCUUCUGGGGCCUGUGGGGUCUCUCUUGACGUUGCUGCUGCAGCAGCAGCAGGUGCUGCAGGAGCGUCUGCAGCAGCAACUGCUGCAGCAGCAGCAGCAUCAGCAGCAGCAGAGUAGCGCUUCUGUCCCCGUGUGGGUGCUGCGUUUGUUUGCUGCGUUUGCUUCGUGUCUAUCGGGGCAGUUGAGAGCAGCAAGACGAAGCCGAUACUUUUUGUCUUUGUCUCCGUUUGUUUGCUGGCGUUGCUGCGAGUCUCCUGCAGCAAUACAAAUGCCUUCUGCUGCUGCUGCUGCUGCUGCACCUUCUGCAGCAGCAGCAGCAACUGCUGCUGCUGCUGCUGCUGCUGCUGCUGCAAGACAAUGCUCUUCUUCCUGUAUUGUACCCUCUUCCCUCAUGCGGCGUCGCGUCUCUCGGGGCGGCAUGUGGGCCAGCAGCAGCAGCAGCAGCAGCAGCAUUGCAGCAGCAGCAGCUGCUGCUGCAGCAGCUGCAGCAGGAGAUGCUGUAGGUUCAGCUCGAGAGCCUGCUGCUGUUUGUCUUCUCCGCUCAACGAGUUUGCUGUUUGUAAAUGAAGACCCAGAAGCAGAUGAGUUCCCUUCUGAACCACCUGCUGCUGCUGCUGCUGCUGCAGCAACAACAGAAGCAGCAGCAGCAGCAGACGGAGAAGCAGACGCAGAAGCAGCAGUUGCAGCAACAGAAGAAGACAUUGGUGCUGGUGUUGCUGCUGCAGGCGAAGCACCAGCAGCAGCAACAGCAGCAGCAGCAACAGCAACAACAGCAGCAACAGCAGCAGCAGCAGCAAGGCCUCCUUUAUAUGGAGGUCUUCGCGUCUGUGCAUUGCAGCUGCUGUCUCGCGUUCGUCUUCAUUUGCAAGAGAGUGAUGCUGCUGCUGCUGCUGCUGCACAUUUAACUCUGCUGCGGUGUUUGUUUGUUCUGUCUUCAAGAGAAAGAGAGCUGCUGCCAGCCAUUUAUGAGGUUUGGCCUUCGCUUUUGCCGUCUUUUCAUCAUACCGCCCCCCUCGCAGUAUUCACUUUGGCUCUCGGUAUUUUGAAGUUGCUGACUGCCACCGCUGCGCAUUUUAUCCGAGACAAGUACAUUAGGAUUUAG